GCACGAGAAAAAAGCGUAAUGACGUCACCAUCGUGUUGUGUAGAAGGCUGGAGGAAGAUGGCGGGGUCCAAGGUGAAGCAGGACAUGGCUCCUCCGGGAGGCUAUGCCUCGUUUGAUUAUAAGAGGAAUCUACCGAAGCGAGGACUCUCGGGAUAUAGCAUGUUCGGCAUUGGCAUCGGUAUCAUGGUGUUUGGUUACUGGAGGCUUUUCAGGUGGAACAGAGAAAGGAGGCGCUUGCAAAUUGAGGAGAUGGAAGCCAGAAUAGCUCUGAUGCCCCUGCUGCAGGCAGAGCAUGACCGACGGACCUUACGGAUGCUGAGGGAAAAUUUAGAAGAGGAGGCGAUUGUCAUGAAGGACGUUCCAGGUUGGAAGGUUGGUGAGAGCGUCUUCCACACAGACCGCUGGGUCCCCCCUCUGUCAGAGGAGCUUUUCAACCUCCGGCCCCGUGAAGAGCUUUUGCACAAGCGUUUUGGCUUCUUGUGGUACGUGUAAGCACCACCAAGACUCAAGUGUCCUGAGCUCCAACACAAUCCACAGCCAGUAUCACAGGCUGCUGAGCCCUCGCUCAAUUCAGCUUGUAAAUGUUCAAUAAUAAAAGUAUCUCUUUUUCUGUACCUCAU
Molecule: messenger RNA, 620 nt
Organism: Micropterus salmoides (largemouth bass)
Lineage: Eukaryota; Metazoa; Chordata; Actinopteri; Centrarchiformes; Centrarchidae
Gene: ndufa13
Product: NADH:ubiquinone oxidoreductase subunit A13
Exons: 5
Coding region: 19-492 (157 amino acids)
Source: RefSeq, a predicted model, not a curated record